AUGUUUUAUCGUAAUUUACCACGUUCACUACGAUUUCGUCAAAAUACACGCUCAACGACGAGAUAUAUUGAUCCAGCGAAUGCUGCUUCAUUGAGAUCACGACUACGUGCACGUGAGCAGGAAGAACAGGCAAGAUUUGACCAAGGAAUCGAUCAAAAUAGUCCAGUUGUGCUAGAGAGAGAGAGAACUGACUUUGAACGUGAGAUGGCACGUAUUCACGUAGAUACGCAGACAGGGUCGGCAUUGGCUGAAGGGCACACUAUGACGUCCAAUCAGAGCGACAAAUAUUUGAAUCGAAUGAGUAGUUUACUGUCCACGGACUCGCAGAGUACACCCUCUGGACCGCGCAAACGGUACAAGAUUAUUAAGAUUAACGACGGAAUCAAUGUGCCCAAGCAUGAGCCAAGUGCACCUACAGACGGAGAGGAAGAUGAGAAAAAUGAGGACAAAGAAGAGCUAUUUGUGUCGAAUGAAGUCACGACAUCGCAGUACACGUGGUGGAGUUUUGUGCCCGUGUUCUUGUACUUGACAUUCCAGAAGACGGCCAACUUGUAUUUUUUGCUCAUUGGUAUUUUCCAGCUUGUUCCAUCCGUUUCGCCAACUAAUGGAGUUCCUUUACAAUUUGGUCCUCUUGCGAUUGUAAUCGUUAUUGAUGCUAUCUUUGCCGGUUACGAAGAUUACAAGCGACAUAUUGCGGAUGACAUUGCCAAUUCGGCCAAGACGCAGGUGUUUAAUCGCCAAUUGCGUGAGUUUGAAGAGGUUGAAUGGCGCGAGGUCAAAGUAGGAGAUUUUGUCAAGGUGGCCAAUCGCGAGAUUUUGCCAGCAGAUAUCAUGAUAAUGGCUGUAGUUCCUGCCGAAGGGGCACGCAUUGAGGGAAACACGGGUGUGUGUUACGUUGAAACAAAGAAUCUCGAUGGCGAGACCAACCUUAAAUUGCGGGAAGCGCCAUUGUCUACUCGAAACGUUUUUGUAAACGAGGAAGACGCAGGUUACAUUAUUCAGGGAUAUGUGGAAAGUGAACUUCCGAAUGGUGAUAUUAACACGUAUUCGGGUACAAUGUAUUUGGAAGAGAACUUGGAUGGGGCCAGCUUUGAGGGGAUCCCUCUUACAUUGAAGAACAUGCUGCUUCGUGGUAGUAAGCUGCGUAACACGAGCUAUGUUUAUGGUUUGGUGGUGAACACUGGUGUCGACAGUAAGAUUAUGAUGAGUUCUGGUGACGAAUUUCCUGUAAAGAUUUCAUCUAUUGAUGAGACGACGAAUAAGCAAGUGAUUGUUGUGGUUGUUAUUUUGGUUAUAAUGUCGCUUGUCGGUGCCAUUACAGACCGGAUAUGGAUGGAUACUCAUGUCCUUCCAGCAUAUUUACAACUGGAAGACUGGGGCGACAGUCUCAUCAUAAUGUUUGUUUACUUCUUCACGACGCUCGCUUCCAUGGUGCCAAUUACACUCUAUGUGUCGAUUACGCUUGUGAAAGCUUUGCAAGUAUUUUUCAUGGAAAAAGAUCUUGACAUGUAUGAUGAAGAAAGUGGUACAUUUGUUAAGGUUCGCAAUAUGCAGCUAAAUGAGCAGUUGGGUCACAUUUCACACAUCUUUUCGGAUAAGACGGGCACUCUUACUUGUAACAAAAUGGAAUUUCGUAAGUGUAGUGUUGGUGGUCGGAGCUAUGGCAAGGGAACAACGGCCAUUGGUAUUGCUGCUCGCAUGCGAAAUGAUUUUAAGGGAGAUCGAGUUGUGGACGAAGAAUCUGCAAAUGAUUUAGGUGGUCUCAUGGAAAUAUCGGUGCCCAAUGUAAAUUUUAAGGACAAUAGGAUGUGGCAGGAUAUGCAGGCCAAGGAUGACCCACAAAGUGCAAAGAUUGAAGAGUUUAUGACCUUGCUAGCGUUGUGCCAUGGUGUUCUUAUUGAGAGGCUUGACCCAACUGAAGAGGAUACGAGCCCUUCUGUUCACUACUCGGCUUCUUCUCCGGACGAGCUUGCUCUUGUUUGUGGUGCCAAGUAUUUUGGCUACGAGUUUAUUGACCGCAAACCGGGAAGUGUGUCGAUAAAGAAACCUGAUGGUGCUGUGGAUGAGUACGAUAUUUUAGAAGUCUUUGAGUUCGAUUCAAAUCGAAAGCGCAUGUCUGUUAUAGUGCAGCGUCAGAAACGUGACGAUGAACUCCGCUUAAUGUCGGAAGGCGAAGAGGAUGACGUGCUGCUUCUCACUAAGGGAGCUGAUAGCAUGCUGUUUCCUCGCCUCGAUUCAAUGUCUGCAAACAACGAACAAAUUCGUGAAUCAACAGAGAAGCAUUUGGAAGCUUUUGCACAAGACGGGCUCCGAACACUGGUUAUUUGUGCAAAAAGAAUCAAUCCUCCAGUUUGGAAACAAUUUUACGCAAAGUAUCGUCAAGCAUGCGGUGACUUAAGUGAAGUUGAGGCGAAGUCGCGUGGUGAACUAAACGCAAUUGAUAAGCUCCAGGACCAGAUGGAGUCAAAUCUAGAACUGCUCGGUGCUACUGCUAUUGAAGAUCGCUUGCAGGAUGGCGUACCUGAAACCAUGGAAUCUUUAGCUAAAGCUGGGAUCUGUAUAUGGGUGCUUACAGGGGACAUGGAGGAAACGGCCAUCAACAUUUGUUAUGCAUGCCGCUUGCUCAACAAUGACAUGAAGCGACACGUGAUCAGUGCGGCAAAAUACCGGACGAAGGGAUCCAUUUUACGAAAACUUGACAAAAUUUUCCACUUGAUUUUCGACGCUUGUGAUGAUGGCUCACAAUCAUCAACAACAGCUGCCCAUUCAGUCUUAUCGCCGCCAUCUGGUCAAGUUGAGCAUGCGUUGGUUAUCGACGGCGCGUCGCUGAAUAAGAUCUUGGAAGACCCACUACACAACUUACAUCUUCUUCGUGUCUCGCUAUUGUGUAAGGUUGUGGUUGCUUGUCGUGUAUCACCUCAGCAAAAAGCACAGUUGGUGGAAUUGGUAAAACUGAAUGUUCCCGAAUCACAUACGCUCUCGAUCGGUGACGGUGCGAAUGACGUCCCAAUGAUUCAAAGUGCUCAUAUUGGAGUUGGCAUUAGUGGACAAGAGGGUUUGCAAGCCGUAAACAGCUCCGACUACGCGUUGGGUCAAUUCCGGUUUCUGCGUAACUUGAUCUUGGUUCAUGGGCGGUGGAAUUACAACCGCGUUGCGGCACUCGUUCUGUACACGUUUUAUAAGAAUAUUGCAUACAAUGUCUCCAUGUUCUGGCACACGUUAUGGCCAACGGCGUACUCCGGGACUAUGAUCUAUUCUCCAUUCAUUCAGCAGGGCUACAAUCUUUUAUUCACGGCUCUGCCGAUUGUUGUUUUCUCGGCCACUGACAGAGAUUUGUCAAAGAAGACUGUGCUGGAGUUUCCAGUUUUGUAUCAUGCCGAGGUGCGCAAGAAAAGUUUUUUUUCACACUUGAUGUUCUGGAAAUGGAUAUUUUUAGGCAUUAUCGAUUCUGUCGGAAUUUACUUUGCAAUUAUGGCAAUUUGCUGGAACAUUGAACAUGGAGGCAACACAGUCGAGUAUCUGUCGAUGCAGACCCUCGGCUGGACGAUUUUAUGCGUUGUUGUAAAUAUGCGUUUUUGCUUAAUGGUUAACUCGUGGGACAUUCUUGAGAUCGGAAGUAUGGCUCUUUCGGUCUUUAUGGUGUAUUUUUGUCAGUAUCUCAUCGAUCAAAUUAACUGGUCGUACGACACGGAUUCACUACCGUGGCAAUUCGGCCGCGCUCAGUUCUGGCUUGGCCAAGUGUUUGCCGUGGUUGCCAUUCUUUUCAAGGAUUUUUUUUAUGAAGGAUGCCGUCGUCGUUUUGUUCCAGAGUACAUUGAUUUAGUGAAGGAGUUGCAAGACGAAAAGUCCUCGAUUUCGCGCGAGGAACUGGCAGAGUUUAAGCCUCCUCAGGUCAAUUAUUUGAACCCAGAGCUGGCUGGCAUGAUUGACUACCAGGACCGUCGCGUGCGUGAUAGUGUGCCUGUUAAACAUACGGCUCAAGGCCGUUCAAAAUUGUAUAGGGGUUUUGCGUUUGACCAGCCGGCCAACAUCGUCAAUUGGAUUUUGACUGGAACGCACAACAACAGCGGCCAAGAGUGCCGAAAGAGAAUUAACGCGGAUGUCCGCAAUAUUAUUUUAAAUUCGGACGACCCGGUACUUUUCGAGAACCAGCGCUACCAGCCAUUCUGUGGAUAUGGCAGCUCGUUUCCAGGCUACCUUUUGCCAACAGAUCGGAAGCGUUGGAGCGAUCGUUCAGGCAAGAUAAGCGCUCAAGUUAUUCCUUUAGCUGGCUUAGAGCUUAAUCUCGACGUGCCAGGGUGCGAUGAUGACGGUUGGGUGUAUGAGAAUGAUUUUGCCUUCUUCCCUUCAACACCUCCCAAAUUUGACAAUGAAGAAGAGGAAGAGGAGGAUCUACGAGUGAGUAAUACUACCGAUAACCGAUGCAGCACGAAUGGAAAGAGCAAAAAGAAAAAAGUGAAGAAGCCACGUCCACAUCACGGUUUUGUUCGUCGUCGUGAGUGGAAGCUCUCGGAGGAGUACAAGGUACAGGAGGAGGCUCGACGUGCAUUAAACCUCAGCAAGAGUUCAUCCGUGGAGCUUGACGAUGAAUCGCGAGAAUUUACAUUAUCUACCCAGUCUUCUUGA
Messenger RNA from Peronospora belbahrii, 4626 nucleotides. Lineage: Eukaryota; Oomycota; Peronosporomycetes; Peronosporales; Peronosporaceae. The record is from the annotation of a GenBank genome assembly.